AUGGAGUCUUUCUGGGAUUGGUUUAGCCACAUUCUGUUACAACACUCAUCCACGGCCCAGGAAGAAUUGCUCAUGGUUCUUUGGGCGAUUUGGUAUGCCCGAAAUGAGGUGGUUUGGCAGGACAAAUCAAUGUCAGCGGCGGAGGUUAUUCUUUUGGCACGAGUAGUCCUUAAUCAAUGGAGAAAUGCUCAACAAAGGAGGAUGGGGUCUUUACUUGUUCCUGCGGGUUCAAGAAUGGACUUAGAGCAUUGGGUGAAACCGGUUAUGGGAAAGAUUAAGGUUAAUGUCGAUGGUGCAAUCUUUGCUAGUGAUGGUCGAUUUGGAGCGGCAGGGGUGGCCCGGGAUUCUCAGGGUUGA
Messenger RNA from Cannabis sativa, 357 nucleotides. RefSeq lists its product as uncharacterized. The record is from RefSeq and is a predicted model, not a curated record. Lineage: Eukaryota; Viridiplantae; Streptophyta; Magnoliopsida; Rosales; Cannabaceae. The coding region runs from base 1 to 357 and encodes 118 amino acids. The transcript has a single exon.